Messenger RNA from Gymnodraco acuticeps, 5962 nucleotides. RefSeq names its product formin binding protein 1-like (gene fnbp1l). Bases 127 to 1962 code for a protein of 611 amino acids. Lineage: Eukaryota; Metazoa; Chordata; Actinopteri; Perciformes; Bathydraconidae. The record is from RefSeq and is a predicted model, not a curated record. Gene Ontology annotation, biological process: signal transduction. The transcript has 17 exons. Gene Ontology annotation, molecular function: protein binding.
AGGAGGAGAAGGAGGAGUGUGUUUGUGGGCAGACAGUCGCAGGACCAGAGUCCCAGCGGCAGUUUAGGAGAGUCUGAGCGGGGAAAUCAGCGUCCAAUACGGGAUAACUCAGAAGAGGGAUCCGCGAUGAGUUGGGGAACGGAACUCUGGGACCAGUUUGAUAAUCUGGACAAACACACCCAGUGGGGCAUCGACUUUAUUGAACGCUAUGCAAAGUUUGUCAAGGAGAGGCUGGACAUAGAGCAGACCUAUGCCAAGCAGCUAAGGAACUUGGUGAAGAAAUACUGUCCUAAACGCUCUAAAGAAGAGGAGCCGAGGUUCACAUCAUGUCUGUCUUUCUACUCCGUACUGAAUGAACUCAACGACUACGCCGGGCAGAGGGAGGUGGUUGCCGAGGAGAUGACUCACAAGGUGUACGGAGAGCUGAUGAGGUACAGCCAAGACUUCAAAGCUGAGAGGAAGCAUCAUCUACAGGAGGGCAGGAAGGCCCAGCAGCAUUUGGAUCAUUGCUGGAAACAGAUGGACAAUAGUAAAAGGAAGUUUGAGAGGGAGUGUAAAGAAGCAGAGAAAUCCCAGAUUACCUAUGAUCGGUUAGAUAAUGACAUCAACGCCACUAAAUCGGAGGUGGAGAAGGCCAAAGCCCAGUUCUACCUGCGCACCCACAUGGCCGACGAGAGUAAGAACGAGUACGCCGCUCAGCUACAGAACUUCAACGGAGAGCAGUGGAAACAUUUCAACAAUGCCAUACCACACAUCUUCAAGAAUCUGCAGGACAUGGACGAACGUCGGACGGUAAAGCUCGGUGAGACGUACCGGAGCUUCGCCGAGGCGGAGCGCAGAGUCAUUCCCAUCGUCUCCAAAUGUCUAGAAGGGAUGGUUUCUGCUGCCAAAGCUGUCGAUAGCCGAAAGGAUUCAAUAAUUGUGGUGGAGUCGUUUAAAUCGGGCUUCGACCCUCCAGGCGACUUCCCCUUCGAGGACUUCAGUCAGCAUAUGAGCAGGUCAGGUUCAGAUGGGACCAUCAGCAGCACACCCAAAGUAGAGAGAGAACGAGAGGCCCCGGCGCCACGGUCCGACCCUAAACACCCCAUGAGCAAAACCAAGAACAAGCUGUGGCUGUUUGGGAAGAAACCAAAGUCUCCUUCCUCCUCUCCCCCUUCACCACCUUCGUCCUCCCGUUCCCGAUUCAGCACUGACUUAGUGAGCCACUAUCUCUCUGAGAUAAAGACUACACCCAGAAAGCCUCAGAAUUUGAAAGGCCUGAGACGAGGGGUGAGACAGGAGGCCCCAUCUCUGGAGGAUUACAGCCACUUACCGCCCGAGCAGAGGAGGAAGAGGCUGCAGCAGAGGAUCGACGAACUCGGAAAAGAGCUCCAGAAAGAGAUAGAUCAGAGAGAUGCCCUGAACAAGAUGAAGGAUGUGUAUGAGAAGAAUCCACAGAUGGGAGACCCCAUCAGCCUGCAGCCCAAAAUAUCAGAGACUAUGUGUAACAUGGAGAAGCUGCGCUCAGAACUCCACAAAAACGAGACUUGGUUAUCGGAGGUGGAGGGGAAGCAGAGCUCCAGAGGAGACAGACGACACAGCGCCGACAACCACCAUCACACUCCUCAAGGCAGAGAGAGUCCUGAGGGCAGUUACACAGACGACACCAGUCAGGAGCAUCAGACGCCUCAGAAGCGCACGACCCCUCCAAAGCCCGGGCAACCCAACCCCGACCCGCACGAGUUUGACGACGAAUUUGACGAUGACGACCCGCUGCCGGUCAUCGGACACUGCAAAGCGCUCUACUCCUUCGAUGGUCAGAACGAGGGGACACUGGUGAUGGCAGACGAUGAGGUGUUGUACAUCAUCGAGGAGGACAAAGGCGACGGCUGGACGAGGGCGAGGAAGCAGAGCGGCGAGGAGGGCUACGUCCCAACCUCCUACGUAGAAAUCACCAUGGAGAAAAACAGCAAAGGUUCCUGAGGGCUGCAGGGUGGCCGGGCGAUUUGAUUGGCUGGUGGAGGGCUCACGCUGAUUGCUGAUUAUUGGUGGUGGGGGUGACACAAGAAAAGAGAGAGGUAGAGAGGGAAAGAGAUGAAAUAAAGACAGGUUGCAUGUUGCAUGCUCACAUAUCCAUAACCAGCAAAGCAUUCUGGGUUACUAGAGGCUGUGAUGGCUACCCUCCAUCACAUCAGGAGGGGGAAACAUACUGAUGUUCUGCUCUCUGAGGGUUCAAACACUGUUUGACAGCAAAUAGAAACCAACUGCUGCUACGACCUCACUAGUUAUGUUGUGUACAGUAAAAAUACAUGCCAUACCAGGACUUGCUCUUAUUGGUUGUGGAUUUAUAAUUGAAUGACAAAGAGGAACAUUUCCAGGAAACGUUUUCUGUGGGCCUUUUGUUGUGGGUGACCAUUAACUCUUAUUUAGCUUGUUUUUAAACUAAUGGGCUCCUUAAAUCAUUAAAGAGCAUUUUGACAAGAGAUUCUCAUCAUAAAAAAUAACACGGCAACUUUAAUGAAUGAAAUAUUGCCGAAAGCUUCGGAAACAUCUAGUAAGUAAACCUUGUGAUGAGCUUUUUUUGGUCAAAGUUCUAUUUCCAAAGAAUGGACCCUUAACCUCAAAGUAGCUUUGAGCUGUCUCAUAACGCAAUUUUCAAAGUCCCACUUGCCAUUUAUUCUAAAAUGUAUUUGUAAAAUAAUCUUAUAUUUCCAUACUAUAUUCUCCGAAUAGACAAACUGUUCCCCACUACUUUUGAGUCCAGCUACUCAAGAGAGGGCAUCGGUGAAUUCUAAUCUCAGACUCUCAGGGUUUGUCACAUUUGUUAGGGUCAGUUAUGCUUACAGUAUUUGCUAACACUAACAAUGUCAGUCCUGCACUCAUCCCUGUUGUCAUCAUCUGUGCUCUGUUGGUGAUGUUUGCCUGCCUGCCCGCCUGAGCCACUCUGCUCCUCAUGCCUGCCUUCACCCUCAUACAGCCGCAUGUCCUUAACGUGUCCCAAACAUGAUCACACGUUUCAUGUGUGACUUUAACUGCAACUAUAUGAGUGUGUGUAACUAUGGAUGUGAGUUGUGUGUUGAAUGCUGCAUCAUCCCGGUGUAUUUUGAUGAGUAUGAUUUUGUGCAUUGAACGUCAUUAAGUUACUCAUUAGACAGAUAGCAGGCCGAUCAGGUGAACACAGGACCUCUCUACCACUCUCUUUCUUUUCCCAUCUUUCCUAUCCUUUACUUCCUGGGUUGUACUACCCCCAUUUGACCAGCAGAUGGAAACCUUUGCUCACAAAACCAUGGCUCAUCUUAAGUUGAACUGGACCACCUUAAACAACACUAAACAUGGAGGAGCACCAAUUUUUUUUGCAGUCAGACUCUGCCUUAAAACUCCAUUUUGUUUUACUUUGGAUGGAUUUUUGGAUGUCUCCACUCUUCUGCCUGACUAUAUCUCCCAUCAGCCACCUGGGCUCAGCCUUACCUCCUCGGGGACCCUCAACUGCAUCUCCAUUAUCAAAAAAGUUUUUUUCCCAUCUUAAUUGGUUGUAUUUGUGAAUGUGACCACAGAUGCACACAUGUAUCAAUGAUAUGUAAACACCGCUAUGGAAGGCCAAAUGGGCCGAAAACACAUGUUGAAUUUUGGCACGUUUGGGUUUCCAUACAUAAUAAUAUGUAAGUGUGUCUACAUGUGCCUGCGUUACAUGUGUGAUGUUAGUUUUUACCAUUGAAUGAAUUGUAAAUAUUAACAUCUUUUAUGUCAUGCUGAAUGUUUUUCCAUAGUGAUUGUUUUUAGGUUUGUUUGACACUCUUCAUGAGAGACAACAAGGUUUGAAUUGAACUGAUGCACUUUGCGCUGAAGUACUACAGCAUUUGAAUCUGAUUAAAUGAAUUAAAGCGAAUGAAUGAAUGAAUGAAUGAAGGUCUGUGUUGUCUGCUGAGAGGCGUGAACUUAAUGAAUGACCACUGUAUAGCAGCGAGAAACAAAAACGGCUCUAAUCAUUUCCUCUUCCUGAUGGUUUUUAUACUCUUUUUGUAACUCUUGACGAGCAAUGACCCACCAUUUUUUUGCAUGGUUUUCUAGAUUCUUUACAUUAAUUCUUUGUGCGUUUGGUGAUCGUUUUAACCAUUCACUUUCUCAACAAAACACAAUUGAGGUUUGACUGUUCUGUUGAAAAAAAAUGCCACUAAUAAUUCAGCUGCUUUGUGGAUCUUAACAGCAGGAGGCUCCGUAGUGGUCAGUGUUUCUUCUAUGAAGCUGUGAAAUGUACAGAAUGAUGCUGUCGGGGAUGUUACUUGAACUUCAGUCACAGUUCUCCAAAUGUUCUCUCCUAUCCGGGUCCAUUUUGCAUCGGAUAAAAACAAUAGAAGUUUGAGAGAAAUUUGCUUUCCACAACAUAGGACUUUUUACCAUUGGAACAGAACCAGGCUAGCUGUUUCUAACCGACUGCUGGCAGUAGCUUCAGAUGUACUGUACAGGUUUGAGAGUGGUGUAGAUAUUUUCAUCCAACUUCACGAUAAAAAAACCUUUUUCCCAAAAUAUCCAACAGUUUUUUUUCCUCUACUCAAUAUUUUAGCCUAACCCAUUCCUUCACUUUGGUUUUUAAUAAUGAUGCCUUGUAAACGCAUACAUCGAUCUAUCAGUGCUUUCAAUUUUGUGUGUACACAUCUGUCGUCAUGGUUAGUUACAUCUGCUAGCCUGCUUGCUUUUCUUUAAAAUUAGCUAUAACUACAUGUUUGCCUUUUUUGAAAACUAAACCGUGACAUAAGAUGCGUGCAGUAAAGUGUUGCAUAUUAGAUUUAUUUUUGUUCCAAUGGCAAUACAGUCAUAACGUCAAAUCACAUUUCUAUGGUUAAGCAGUCGGGGGUGCAAAUAGUUGUUUUAAACUUUUUAUUUGCUAUUUUGGAUUAAGUCUAUAAAUUGUCAAAUUAAAUCAUGAAUAAUGCCUAUCAAUAGUUCUAACAGCCCAUCGUCAUGUCUUCCAUUGUUGGUUUUGUUCUACAAACUUUCCAAAACCCAAAGAUAUUCUAUUUACAAUAAUAUAAAAGAUAGAAGAUCAGCACAUUUGAGAGUUUUUGUUUGCUAAAGGACAUGGGGGGGGGGGAAAGCAAACCACAUCAGUUUAAGCACUAAAACCACUACCUUGCAUGUAAUUGAAUAUUAUUUGAUGGUGGGAAAGAUAAUCCACUGACAUGAAGAUAUAGGCAGUGAUAAACAAAACAGUCCCCUCUGUUUCCUGCUGAAUUUGUAUUGAUGUUGCCAUGAUGAUGCUUGUAUAACAUUUAUACUAACUCUUAAACAGACGGUACACUCCAGAUGUUUCAUAUUCUUCAUUUUCAGACAUAUUUGGAGUGCACUGUCCCUUUAAUCAAAGAAUACAUGUCAGUCGAAACGCAGCACCUUUGCAAUCAGUCAAACAUUUUCUUCUUAGUCAAUUAAUAUACAUAUAAAAACGUUGAGCUCAGUAAAUGUUAUAGCCACUUAACUGUACUUCUGGAUAUUAUGCAAAAAUAUAAAACAAAGCAGCUUUAAUAAAGUUCUUGCAACGGUUCUUUAGUGAAGCCCAGCCCCAUAUAUACUGAUAUAUAGACGUCUAUCUAAUAUGGCGCUGGUGAAGCCAUGCUACUGUGAGUGGGGUGCUGUUUACCACCCAGAAGAAAACACUUCUACAUUCCUCUUGUUUUUGAACGCGAUCAUGUUUGUCUUGUGGAAGCUUUGUACAGAUUAUUCUCUCAGCUCUUUAACUCACGAUAAAAGUUUUUAUCAGCAUCAACAUCCAAUCACAGUAAAUAAAAACAGCAGCAGGUACAAAGUGUUUCUGAAUGAUGUUAACAUCCAUGUAAAUGUGUUUUUACCAUGUUGUAUGUUGUAAUAACCAAUGGCAGUACUUCCCUUUCCAUAUUGUUGUGCACAUCUUUUUACUUUGAAUGUUGUCAGACACUUUGUUUUUUCUUCUUCCAAGAUAUUGUUCUAAUAAAAUAAGCAGCAAUGGAAAGAA